Lachancea sp. 'fantastica' is the source of this 1095-nucleotide messenger RNA. The record is from the annotation of a GenBank genome assembly. NCBI's taxonomy places the organism in Eukaryota, Fungi, Ascomycota, Saccharomycetes, Saccharomycetales, Saccharomycetaceae.
AUGUCCGAAGUUAAGAAAAUCGUUGUUCUUCCCGGUGAUCAUGUCGGUCAAGAGAUCACUCAAGAAGCCAUUAAAGUGCUUGAAGCGAUCUCAGAGGCCCGUCCAAAUGUGAAAUUUGAAUUCCAGCACCAUUUGAUCGGUGGAGCGGCCAUCGAUGCCACUGGUGAACCUCUACCUGAUGCGUCCCUCGAUGCAGCCAGAAAGGCAGACGCCGUUCUUUUGGGUGCUGUUGGCGGACCUAAGUGGGGUACAGGCCAAGUCAGACCAGAACAGGGCCUUUUGAAGAUUCGUAAAGAACUUCAACUGUACGCCAAUUUGAGACCUUGCAACUUUGCAUCAGAAUCUCUUUUGGAACUAUCGCCCUUGAAAGCUGAUUACGCUCGCGGGACUGAUUUCGUGGUAGUGAGAGAAUUGGUCGGGGGGAUCUACUUUGGCGAAAGAAAGGAAGAUGAAGGUGACGGUGUCGCUUGGGACAGCGAAAAGUACUCCGUUGCCGAGGUGCAAAGAAUCACCAGAAUGGCCGCUUUCCUGGCCCUUCAACACAACCCACCUUUGCCAGUCUGGUCUUUGGACAAGGCCAACGUGUUGGCUUCUUCAAGACUGUGGAGAAAGACCGUUGAGAAGACCAUCAAGGAAGAAUUCCCAACUUUGACCUUGCAACACCAGUUGAUCGACUCUGCGGCCAUGAUUCUGAUCAAAAACCCAACCCAACUUAACGGUGUAAUCAUCACUAACAACAUGUUCGGUGAUAUCAUCUCAGAUGAAGCGUCUGUUAUUCCAGGGUCUUUGGGACUACUCCCAUCUGCUUCGCUAGCCUCGCUACCUGACACUAACACUGCCUUCGGUCUUUACGAGCCUUGCCAUGGUUCAGCGCCAGACUUGCCAAAGGGUAAGGUCAACCCUAUUGCCACUAUUUUGUCCGCUGCUAUGAUGUUGAAACUUUCUUUGAACUUGUUCGAAGAAGGUGUUGCCGUGGAAGAAGCAGUGAAAAAAGUCUUGGAUUCUGGCCUAAGAACUGCCGACCUAAGAGGUUCCAGCUCUACUACUGAGGUUGGAGACGCCGUUGCCAAAACCGUCAAGGAGUUGUUGGCAUAA